AUGGUCCACUGCUGGAAUCAUGGGAAUAUCACCCGCUCGAAAGCAGAAGAGCUGCUCUCCAAGACUGGGAAAGAUGGGAGCUUCCUAGUGAGGGCCAGCGAGUCCAUCCCCCGCGCGUACGCCCUCUGCGUCCUGUAUCGGACUUGCGUUUAUACCUACCGGAUUCUGCCCAAUGAAGAAGACAAAUUCACUGUCCAGGCAUCCGAAGGGGUCCCCGUCAGGUUCUUCACCAGCCUGGACCAGCUCAUAGAGUUCUACAAGAAGGAGAACAUGGGCCUGGUGACCCACCUGCAGUAUCCCGUCCCAAUAGAGGAAGAGGAGGCAGGAGACGAGCUGGAGGAGGAGCCAGAGUUUUUCCUCUCGCCGCCUGAGCUGCCUCCCAGGAACCUUCCGCUCUCAUCCGGGCCAAGCGAAGCCAAGGAAGGGCCUCUCCCGCCCGAUAAUUCCCGAGUCUCGGAACACAGCAAACUGUCGCUUUCGGAGACUCUGCUGCAGCGACUGCAGGCCAUGGACACCAGUGGGCUUCCUGAAGAGCAUCUGAAAGCCAUCCAAGAUUACCUGAGCACUCAGCUUGCCCUGGAUGCGGAGUUUGUGAAGACAGGAGCCAGCAACCUCCCCCACUUCAAGAAACUAGUCAUGGUCCUCUGCAAAGAGCUCUACAGUGAAGUUGCCAGGACCUUGCCAUCCCUGGAGGUCCUGCAGAGGUUAUUUGACCAGCAGCUCUCCCCUGGCAUCCGGCCUCGGCCUCAGGCAUGCGCAGAAGCCAGUCCAGUCAACAUAAUGUCCAGGCUUGCCCAACUGACCAGUUUACUGUCCUCUCUCGAAGACAAGGGAAAGGCAUUCCUGGGGGGAGGUCCUGAAUCCACACACCGAAGAUCGCUCAUCCCUCCUGUCACCUUUGAGGUAAAAGCAGAAUCCUUAGGAAUUCCACAAAAAAUGCAGCUUAAAGUUGAUGUUGAAUCUGGAAAACUGAUUAUCAAGAAAUCCAAGGAUGGCCCCGAGGACAAGUUCUAUAGCCACAAGAAAAUCUUGCAGCUCAUAAAGUCCCAGAAGUUUCAUAACAAGCUCGUCAUCGUGGUGGAGACAGAGAAGGAGAAAACCUUGCGGAAGGAAUACGUCUUUGCUGACUCAAAGAAAAGAGAGGGCUUCUGUCAGCUCCUCCAACAGAUGAAGAACAAGCACUCGGAGCAGCCUGAACCGGACAUGAUCACCAUCUUCAUCGGGACCUGGAACAUGGGUGAUGCCCCUCCUCCCAAGAAGAUCACAUCCUGGUUUCUCUCCAAGGGGCAGGGAAAGACUCGGGAUGACUCGGCCGAUUACAUUCCCCACGACAUCUACGUGAUCGGCACCCAGGAGGACCCGCUGGGGGACAAAGAAUGGCUGGAGAUUCUAAAGCACUCCUUGCAGGAAAUCACUGAUAUCACUUUCAAAAUGAUAGCCAUCCACACCCUCUGGAACAUCCGGAUUGUUGUGCUGGCCAAGUUGGAACACGAAAACAGAAUCAGCCACAUCUGCACAAACAACGUGAAGACUGGGAUUGCCAACACUCUUGGUAAUAAAGGAGCUGUGGGGGUUUCCUUCAUGUUCAAUGGAACCUCCCUGGGAUUCGUCAACAGCCACUUAACUUCCGGAAGCGAAAAGAAACUUCGGCGGAACCAGAACUACAUGAGCAUUCUCCGGUUCCUGGCUCUGGGAGACAAGAAGCUGAGCCCCUUCAACAUCACUCACCGUUUCACACACCUCUUCUGGCUGGGAGACCUGAACUACAGACUGGAGCUGCCGCCCUCGGAAGCCGAGAACAUCAUCCAGAAGAUCAAGCAGCAGCAGUACCCGGAGCUGCUGCUUCACGACCAGCUGCUCACAGAGCGGAAAGAGCAGAAGGUCUUCUUGCAUUUCGAGGAGGAAGAGAUCACCUUUGCUCCAACCUACCGCUUUGAAAGACUGACCCGGGAAAAGUAUGCCUACACUAAACAGAAAGCCACAGGGAUGAAAUACAACUUACCAUCUUGGUGUGAUCGUGUGCUCUGGAAGUCCUAUCCCCUCGUGCAUGUGGUGUGUCAGUCCUAUGGUUGCACCAGCGACAUCAUGACGAGCGACCACAGUCCUGUCUUUGCCACAUUCGAAGUAGGAGUUACCUCGCAGUUUGUCUCCAAGAAUGGUCCUGGGAAUGUGGACUCUCAAGGACAAAUCGAGUUCCUGAACUGCUAUGCCACCUUGAAGACAAAGUCACAGACAAAAUUCUACCUGGAGUUCCAUUCCAGCUGCCUAGAAAGUAAGGGCAUUGCUACAUCCCUCCAGGCUUGGGCACGCUAUAUCUCUCCACCUCUCCUCUCCCUUUGGCUCACUGCUGCCUCCGAUGAAAAGCAGAGAUUGACCCCCAUUAUCUCUGACCCGGAGUACCUGUUGGACCAGCACAUCCUCAUCAGCAUCAAGUCUUCGGACAGUGAUGAAUCCUAUGGCGAAGGCUGCAUUGCUUUGAGAUCCGAAGCCAUCGAGUCCUUGGUCCCCAUCUAUACUGCACUCACUCACCAUGGAGAGAUGAUGGGUCACUUCCGAGGAGAAAUUAAGCUGCAGACUUCCCAGGGGAAGAAGAGAGAAAGGCUCUAUGACUUUGUGAAGAUAGAGCGAGAUGAGGCCAUUGGGCAAAAGUCCCUGAAGAGUCUCAUCAGUCAUGACCCCAUGAAGCAGUGGGAGUGUUCCUCCAGUGCCCAUCCCUGUGAUGGCUCCACCUUCACUGAGAUCACCAACCCCAACUAUCUAGGGGUGGCACUUUUCGGCCAGCCGAUGCCCCUCCACGGGAAGCCAGCCGUCUCCCCCGAGCUGCAGCCCACCUUCUGGAGUUAUGAUCAACCUCCCAAAGACAGUCCCCCAGUUCCCAGCUGGGGAGAGUCUCCCCCUACCCCACCCUCACAGCCCCCAUUGUCUCCCCAAAGGUUCCCUCCCUGCUCAGCAAACCGAGCUCUUAAUCUCAGGACCCAGGAGCAACUGCUCACUGACUUGGGGAAGAACAUGGCGGAGCCCUCGCCCAUGGAGGAAGCACUGCUCACCAAGCCAGAGAUGUUCGAGAACCCGCUCUAUGGCUCCGUGAGUGUCUUUCCCAAGCCAGCGCCCAGGAAAGAGCAAGAGUCCCCCAAGAACCUGAGGAAGGAUCGCCCAGCCUGCCCAGACUCUGGCACUCCAUCUCCAGCUGUCAUCUUCACAAAAGCCCCGGAAGGGGAGAGCAAGCUGGCCAGCAGGCAGACGUCCGCCCCCGUUCUCCCCGUGCCCAGGAUGCGUUCCUUUACCUGCUCCUCCCCUACAGAGGGGAGGAGCACACUGUCCGGAGAAAAGACCCAGGGGAAGCCCAAGCCCUCCACCCCCUCGGAAAAUCCAGUCCCAGCCAAGAGGCCAGUCAAGCCUGUGAGGUCUGAAAUGAGUCAGCAGGGGAACCCAGGGCAGACGAGCAGGCCUCCUCUCCCUGCCAAGAGCCCGGCUGUGUUACAUCUGCAGCAUUCCAAAGCCCGGGACUAUCGGGAGAGCUCUGAGCUUCCGCACCAUGGGAAGCACUGGCCAGAGGAAGGGCCAGUCAGCAGGACUUCGAUGCAGUGAGUAUCACCUGGACAAGACGUCUUGCAAGAAGGUUCCACCCGGGGAGGACGGAGAAGCCCGAGAAGCCCCCGCACCCCCUCUCCGGCGUCCUGACGUCAUCCGCAAGGCUUUUUGUUUUUCAAGAAACGGACUCGGCUCCUGGCGGCCACCGGAUCGCACUGUUGUUGGCUCACCCGGUGGAAUUGUUGGGGUUGGAAAAAGGAAAUCUGCAGACGGACCACAAGACCCCCAAGUGACAGGCCGUUCCGGGGGCUGUUGUGGAUGCCCCGGAGCACGAAGCGAGCCGCCAAUCUUCUCCGGAGGAGAGAAUAAGGUACAGAUAAGGCAGCGAACAGACAAUCUCUCUCAACCAACCAAAGACGUGAGCCCGGCGGCCAUGCGGGGCGAUGACGCCCCCAGUGGGACGUGGGGCCUGGGCAAAGCAUUGGUGAGGAAGAGCAGGGCAGGUCAGACCGGGAAGCAAAGAAGGAAGCCUCGAGACGGCCAGGCUGAUGUAAUUUGGAGUCGUUCAUUCCUUGGUGCGAGGCCCUUCCUCGAGGGUCAUCGAGUCACCCAGUAGGCUAGGUAAGGCUUGGGCAGCUCUGGCUUCUUGGAGAGGCCGGGGGGAAGAAAGCCCUUUCAUUUAGCUCCCAUCUAGAAGGCAGGGUUCCGUGUUCGCCCAAGGGACCGAGCUGAGCAAGGAAAGGACCCUUCCUCAGCUUAGGGCCGGCCCCUGCGGGACGCCCAGGCCCUUCUCUCUCUUCGGAGAUCUUUCCUUGGGUUUAUUAGGCACGAGGAGGUCCGGCCAAGCUAACUUCUCCCCUUCUCCCCGGGGUGGAGCCUCCGAGACUGAGGGACGGGCUGGACUUGGCCUGACAUUGGUCAUCAGCCCACGCUCCCUUCUGCCCUGUCGCUCCUAUCCGAGGCCUUUCCGCCAAGGACGCGCCUUGCUUUGGCUCCUGGACCAUCUCCGCCUUUCUCUAGAUCUGCUUCAGGAAGGCACGUCUUCUUCCCUUUGGGGGUUGAGAGGGAUAAUUGUUUGGUGGUUUUUCCUCCCUGUCCAAUUUUUUAAUGAGAAAAAUAUUAGUGUUGGAAACCAAGGCAUGGUGUGUGCGUGCGAGAGCACACGUGGACGUCCAUGGGUCAGUUUGUAUAUAGAAAUAUGUCAAUAACACCAAUAAAGUCUGCUUUUCUCACUCAGCCGCCCCCUGCUGGAUUUCAUCAAUGGCCUUGGGGGGCCCCCAAUCGCCUCUCUCGGUCCUCGUACCUUGUGUGACCUUGAGCAGAUGACUCCAUCGCUCUCGGGCCUCAGUUUCCUCAGCCAGGAAGAAGAGACUGAGGAAGCACGUCUGUCCCUCCCAAGUCUUGUCCCUUCGGCCCGUUAGGAUGUCAGCUUCUGGAGGGCAGGGACUGUCUUGCUUUGGAUGUGUGUCCCCAGGACUUGGCACAAUGCAUCACAGCGCCCAGAGCAGGGAGAGGGGCCAGACCUGGAGCGUCAUUGGGAGAGGGAAUUCCCAGGGGGGAGACUCCCUCCAUCAAUAUCCAUCGGCACCUUCUCUGCGAUUUGUAGUCUUCAAGGUGGCAAACCCAGGCCGGGAGGGCUGAGCCAGAUUAAAAUGUAAUGGGAUGGGCAAGGAAAGGAAAAGGAAUUGGGAAAUGUUUAACAAAAUAGAUGAAAGACAACAGAAGAUAGAUAAUGUGAAUUUGUGCUUUUCUAAGUCAGUAUGUGGCCUACGGGGGAUCCCUUUCUAAUUGAGUUUGGCACCUCAGCGUAGUUAAAUG
Gracilinanus agilis (Agile Gracile Mouse Opossum) is the source of this 5349-nucleotide messenger RNA. It is a transcript of the gene INPP5D, whose product is annotated as inositol polyphosphate-5-phosphatase D. The coding region runs from base 1 to 3588 and encodes 1195 amino acids. NCBI's taxonomy places the organism in Eukaryota, Metazoa, Chordata, Mammalia, Didelphimorphia, Didelphidae. The record is from RefSeq and is a predicted model, not a curated record. Gene Ontology annotation, biological process: phosphatidylinositol dephosphorylation. Gene Ontology annotation, molecular function: phosphatase activity. The transcript is spliced from 27 exons.